GUAUAGAAUAUUAUUGUGUCUCCACUCCGCAACAGUUCUCAACCGACCAAGCAAGCGUUGGCAUCAGCGCCGUUGCCGGAGCAGCACGCAUGAACGGUGGCGCAUUGGGCAGUGUGUAGGGCGACGUUACAUUUUUGCAACAUUGUGCGGUAAUUGUGGUGACAGAAAGUGUCCGCUAAAAAAGAAAAAAAAAUAAUUAUGAGCAAAUCGCCUGCAAGCGUAGUGUCGUCCGAUGAAACGCACAGUGCCAGUGAUGAGUCGCUGGUCAUUUCGGCCGCCACUUCACACACUUCGCUCAGAUCGGUUGGAGUGACGAAAGCGGUGCGCAAAACAUCCAAAGACGAACCGUCCACGGCCGGAGUUCCGAUGGUCAAGGAAAGACCACCGUGGCGUCCCGCAAGCCUUACCGCCGUAGUAGUGCCUCCGCCACCGAAACCCGACAUCAAAGCGCGGCUGCUUGAAGCUUCCAAGCGUAUGCGUCGCGUCAAUGCAGUGGUGCAGACCGAUCCGGUGCACACGAAGCUGAUGAAGGAGGUGUCCACCGACGAGCAAACCGAUCUGAUACCGUUGGUGGACGAGGAAAUACUGACCGAUGGCAAUCUAGUGAUCCGUGAAGUUGGCAACUUGAUUCUGACACAUUCCGUUGCGCAGAUGACGGACGGGGUGGAAACGUGCGACAGCGGAACCCAGACCGCCAUUCCCCGGAGUGGAAUAUCGUUCCGGAAGUUCCUCGAACCAAUCACCGGCCACGAGCAGAUGGUGAGCCCGGUAGCUAGCGCCUUGAGAACACCGGAAGAAGAUCAGCUGGAGCUCGAAGGUACAAAGACGGAGUCAGAACAGCAACACACGAAGCCUUUGUUCUCCUGCACCGAGCUGGAACCAGCGGGCGAGCGCUUUCCGAACGAUCCCACCGAACCGUGCUCGUCGCAAAGUGGCAGCGACAGCAUCAAGGAACCAAACACGCCCGACCUAAUCAGUGCGACCGUUGAAGGUGACCCAUCGCCACACCGGACGGCCGCGACACUGCUCGAAACGCCCACGUUCGCGGCCUGGCAGAAUCUCGACUUUUCCGACGAAGAGUCGGAGGGUUACGUGCCCCGGGAGCUACCCCGCCGACCGAUCGGUGAAGGCGAUCGUCCGUGGGCCGACUUUAAGGAUCUGGUCAUCGGGUCGCGGGUAGCGAACAUGCGCCUCUCGCCCGUGCCGCCCCGCAAACCGCGCGCUCCCAAUCAAAAGACGGUGACGUGGAGCGACCGGCAGCACCGCGCCGUCUCGAAGCUGAUCAACGAAGCGUCCGCCCUGGUAGACAUGUUCGAUCACGUGUCGCUGCUGCUCGGGCCGGACAUUACGCUGCACAAGCUGCCGCCUCAGCAGGAUUUUCAGCUACCGCCGGCAAAGUGGGAACCACUGCUGACGAAAUCGUGCGAUCUGCUCGAGGAAAAGUUGGCCCAGGUGAGGCAUCUUUCGGUGAGUGAUUUCGAGCGGCAAACACAUGAACCGAAAAUUUCGAUCACAUCUUGCACCAACUCGCCGAUGCUGUCGGAUGUGGGACCGGCGGAUAUUUAAAAGAUGAAUUCUUCUAAGAUAGCGCUUCAUUUUAUUCACUGUUCAUACCCACCCCUUCGUUGAUAUCAGUUUUACCGCAAUUAACAGACCCACGGUCCACCAGCAUGUUUGGGACCUUGUGGUGCCACUUUUUGGUCCAUUGCAAUCAUCCUCUUCGCACUCCUCGCAGGCGGACAUUCGAAACGCCGAGCUGAACGCCUCAUUACCCUGCCGGGACAGUAGGGCACACUCGCCACUAACGGCACAGCCACGCCAGAUACGUUGCGGCGCUUCGCUGGCAGUUGGAAGGAGACGUUUGUAGCCACAGACCGGUUGCACUGGAUGAUUGGUGGCGCUGAAUGGUUGGCAGGAAGUUUUCUCCAGCACGGCAAGAUUGUCACAAUCUACAUCACUGCUAUCGGUACUGCAGGUAUAACACUCCAAGCCGUAUGCGAGCGGGAAGCACAGCAGUGUGGUAGCAGCAGCUAGCAGGAUCGUACACGGCGAAGCUAAGGCGAUCCUCAUCUCGUUCAAUUGCGUGGUGCGUUCCUUGAAAGUCCUACCGUUCGAUUGACCAGCCACGAUGUGAAGGUUUCCUCUAAAUGUGCUACUGAUUCGACCCAGACAGCUUGAGUGCUUGAGACUGCUGCGACGCUACAGAUAAUGCGUGGUGUGGUACUCGAGCUAAUCCUAUGAUAACCGGAAGACCGGUACCCAAACAGUACAGUGGAAGGCCAACAAAUACGAUACGAGUGGCUCGGGAGCGGCACUACUAUUAGCACUGACAGUGCACUGGACCAGUAAAGUACAAGCCAUUUGGAUUCGAUUGUGUUUGAUUUUUUUUUAAAUCUUAUUUACACCUUUAUUUUCUUGUCUUAUCGAUCGGCAAUCGAUUGGUGGUAAACUUAACAAUUCAACAAGAACAAGUAUGCAUAACGUAAAGGAAACGGAAAACAAUCAGGCGUGAAGAAUGUAACGGAACGGAGACGACAGAUCUCUUAGUGUAUAGAGUCCACUGGCUGGCGACCAGCAGCAUAAAUGUAAAGAUAACUCAAGAAAUGCAAUAAACAAACAGAAAUGUAA
Molecule: messenger RNA, 2628 nt
Organism: Anopheles arabiensis
Lineage: Eukaryota; Metazoa; Arthropoda; Insecta; Diptera; Culicidae
Exons: 5
Coding region: 199-1566 (455 amino acids)
Source: RefSeq, a predicted model, not a curated record